Molecule: messenger RNA, 710 nt
Organism: Fundulus heteroclitus (mummichog)
Lineage: Eukaryota; Metazoa; Chordata; Actinopteri; Cyprinodontiformes; Fundulidae
Product: ubiquitin carboxyl-terminal hydrolase 47-like
Exons: 7
Coding region: 132-710 (192 amino acids)
Biological process (GO): protein deubiquitination
Cellular component (GO): cytosol; nucleus
Molecular function (GO): cysteine-type endopeptidase activity; cysteine-type deubiquitinase activity
Source: RefSeq, a predicted model, not a curated record
GACGUGUUAUAGAGCACAGAGAGCGUCUAAAUCAAGUCGGAGUUUUUGUUUCCCGUAGAUUUCUGCAACGAAUGAAUAUCACAACGGGAGCUGCCGAUGAGCUGAUCACCAGGAAGUAAAACACGGCAAGAAUGAGCUGGUGGUCUUCUACAGAGGCUAAGUACCACGGCCUGGUCAACCAUGGGGCAACGUGUUACCUGAACAGUGUGCUGCAGGUUCUGUUCAUGACUGAAGAAUUCAGAGAAGCUGUGAACAGUCCUGAUGAUAAUCGUAUUGAUCGUCAUCUUAAAGAAUUGUUUGAGAAAUUACCGAAACGGACAGCGUCUACACGUGACAUAUUGAAAGCCCUUGAUGUCGACAACGUGUAUGAACAGAAAGACGCUGCAGAGUACUUUGAAAGAAUCUUAAAGAAGACCAGUGAAAAUGCAGCACAGAUCUUCCAUGGACAGCUGACUCACAGGACCACCUGUUUAAAAUGUCAGACAGAGACUAACAGUGAAGGGCCAUUCUGGCAUCUUCCUCUUGAACUGGGAGAUUCCUGUGGCGGAAACUACAGCGUGGAAUAUGGCAUCAAGACGUUUUUCACACCAACAACGUUUGAGGGAGAAAACCAGAUGUACUGUGAGGAAUGUGAUGCCAAAGUUGAUGCCACCACAGUGAGUAAAUAUUUGGUGUUUUCAGGUGUUGAUGAGAGAAUUGAAAAAUGCUAA